This is a messenger RNA of Culex pipiens pallens (northern house mosquito), 3363 nucleotides long. RefSeq lists its product as uncharacterized. The coding region runs from base 277 to 756 and encodes 159 amino acids. The record is from RefSeq and is a predicted model, not a curated record. The transcript is spliced from 4 exons. Gene Ontology annotation, cellular component: membrane. NCBI's taxonomy places the organism in Eukaryota, Metazoa, Arthropoda, Insecta, Diptera, Culicidae.
GUUCGGUCACCGGCUCUCAGUCAGUCUCAGUUGGCCGUUCCGCUCGUUCGGGAGUGUUUUUUCCUGUCUGGUUUUGCGUAUCGCGCGCGCAUUUUUGUUCAAAUUUCGUUCCGGUGUCGUGAAUCCCACGCCUACUACAGAGGAGACCCCCCUUUGACCUACCCCUGCACGUGUGUCUUGGAAAGAAUCGCAGCCAAGCGUGGCCCCCUUGGAUUAAAAGUAAGCCUACCAAAUUCACCACCAGCACCGCCCGUAGUUUCUGCUUGAGCCGUCAAGAUGUCGCACGCAGUCGUCAUAACGCGGACAACAACCACCACCACUAGCACCUCGCAUGUCGUGCUCAACACCGGCUAUCUGAAAACGACCCCCGGACUGCUCAAGCUGGCCCAGCUGAUCAUCGGGGCAGUGAUACUUGGACUGGUGUUUUGGGAUUCUUACUAUUUCACACUAGGCGAUCGGCGAAUGUUUUUCAUGCUGACGGUCAUUACGUUUUGCAUUGGAACGUUCUGCCUGCUGGCUUACUGUUUGGUUACUAAAACAGCCAAUUCGAAAUAUUUCUGUGAAGUAUUUUAUCAUGCGGUGGCUUCCAUCCUAUACCUGACUGCAUCCGGGCUUUUAUUGGACCUGACCGUACAACACUGGGACAGACCUGACUACCAGAGUGCCUACAUGCCUACGUCUAUUUUGGGAGUAAUCGUCUCAGUGCUGUAUCUGUUCAGCGCAAUACUCGCCAAACGGUCCUAUCGAAGCAUUUGAAUUAGAACGGAUUGGAACGGAAUGGAAAAUGACAUUUUUUUAACUGAGAAGAUGAGUUUUUUUAUUUCAAGCAAUAAAUAACCCAAUGUAUGUAUAACGAAAGUUAAGUUUCUUUCAAUUGAGAUAUUAUCCUGACACAUGUUGUUCAUAUCGCAUGAAUUGUUAAAUCUCAAAAUGCCGUGCUAUGUCCAUAUAUCUAAGCUGACGGGUUUAACAUACUUACUGAUUUUCCUCAUGUCACGGGAUUUCAAUCCGUUGACUGUCAUCUAGAAGAUAACGUUAAAUUUAUUUCGUCUUCUAAUCUUACGUGAAGGUCUUUACUCUUACGUAAAGUUUACACAAACUUUUAUCUAUUUGCGAGUUCUUAAAACCAAAAAACAGUACUUAUUUCAGUUCAAAUUUUAAACAAUUAACGCUUUUCCUACAGAUAACUUUGAGGACCAAAUCCACAAUGACGCAGUUUUAGCACCAGUCAGUUUGGCAUUUAUUGAGCAAUUAUAUAUAAAAGUUUCAAUGUUGGCUAGAUAGUUAAACUAUGGAUACAAUUAAAUGUUUUAAAUUGUUUAAAAAUGCAAAGAAUUUGUAAGCAAAAAAGCGUUAAGUACAUAAAAUGCACAAAAUAGCUCACCGCAAAAGCACUUCCCUAACACGGAUGUGAACUUCAAGUACCUACAAUGCUUAAACUUUUGAAGGAAAUUUAGCAAAUCCUUCAUUUACCCUGGUGAUUUAAACCCAGCUUGUGAGUUCUUCUAAGUCCGUCAAAAUUAGUUCGGAGCAGUUUAAUAGAUCCUUUUUACUCCAUUGUUCUUUUUAGAUGUAAUUUUAGCCUUGAUCCCGAUGGAUCACCACUAAAAAGUGAUUUUUGACGAAAUUCCCUUUGGCACACUUUUGAACGUUCCUUUUAGAGUCACCACUUUUGAUUGGCCCGGACAAGGUUGUCAAUUGUACCGAUACUCAAUAUCAUGUCUCGGGCUUCAAAGGUAUCGUAAUUUUGUCUAAUGAUUCGGAGAUUUUUCAGUUUUUGUGCAUACUUUGUUCUUCGAAAUAUCUGGGUGCUGAUUGUACUUGGAGAGUUAGGACCUUCAACAGCUGGGCCCAGUCACUUCCACAAAGACCGAAAAAGCUCCAGAACUGAAGAUCACUAAGGUUGUGCGAAGCUGGUGCUACCGGGCAUCAGGGUGAGCUACGUGGUGCCGCCCUGUCUGAACGGUUCAGCAACUCUGUCUUUGCGACUGCAACUCUGUCUGAAUUCGCGAGUGGGGAUCCCGACAAACCUCAGAAUCUUGCAAAUACAUGGAGGUCAUUCGACGUGCUCUGUUACGAUUCUCUUGAAAAGAUCAGAGUAGAGAACCGCUCCUCCUAAGACAGCAAACCCAUGCUUGGUGAUGGAGAUUGGACGAGCUGUUGCUACCGUAUCCACGCGAGAGUUUGGAUCCAGGAUUGCAGUUUACAGAAGUUUCGGGGUCAGCACCAAACACACUCUAUGUCAUGUCCUAUCUUGCUUUUCUGUCGAUCUUACUGUCAUUUCGGGCGCGUACCAUUGAACUUCAUUUCGUUCCUUUGUUCUCAGCGCAGGGCACAUUGUCAAAAAAUUAACUCUGACAAGUUCUAAUAGGCAACUCCGCAAAUCCCGUAUCAUGAUACCGUGGUAGAUUUACCACACCGAGACUUUCACAAUGUGUAGUAAAGUGUAUUGAAAUCAUUUGCUAGUGAAGAUCACGAGCAUUAGGGAUGAUAAGUACGAUACCCAAGUUAAAACCUUUUUUAUCGCCAGUGUAACUUGUUCAAGAGAAUCGUAUUGACAACUCUAGAAAGCGAUUCUGAUUGAUCUAUCAAAAAAUUGCGCAGGUUUGGAACCAAUCACCCAGGCCCUCUCGGCACCUAACCAUAUUCGCGCCGGCCAAACCUCCACCGGAAGAAGAUCUGGAAAUCAAAACCAAAGUAUACCAGCUUGUCUCUACGGAAAUCCCAACGAAGUCAACGGUGUUGAAGCAAAUAUUGAAUUUUCUCUCAUUUUUCAUAAUGGCGCGGUAAACUAACAGUAGAAAUUAAAUGUUCAUUAAAUCUCGACAAUCGAACAGAAGGAGAAGAAUGAGUGUCGUGUGAGCAGCAGCGCCGAGAAGAUGGAUUUUUUUGGCGUUCUUUUUGUGCUGUAUUCGUGAUCGUGUUCAUAUCAUGCAUGCGGUGAGGGGGGUCAUUGUGCUAAUGAAUAUUAUUGCGCGUCAGUAUCGUGUGAGCAGCAGCGCCGGGAUGAUGGAUUUUUGUGGCGUUCUUUUUGUGCUGUAUUCGUAAUCGUGUUCAUGUCGAAUUAUGUGGAAGGUGCGAAGCCGCGUGUUAGGAUUCUUGUGUCUUUGUUGUUUUAUUUGUGUUUCCAUCUGAAGUAUUAGUUUUAAAAUUAUUUUCAUUUUUUACAGCUUUCUGGAAUUAUUUUAAAUCAAAUGUCUACAUGUAAAUUUGUCUACUCACUAUAUGAUUUAUUUAAAUGUUCAUAUUAUUCCUGAUCCUAUUCCUUUCCUGUAGUAUACCAUCUCCUCAUACCAUAUAUGAUCAAAUUGCUUAAAUUAACGAAACUUUCUAAAACAGCAUGGAAACCAUCUGGAGCAUUUA